Camelina sativa (false flax) is the source of this 1481-nucleotide messenger RNA. Lineage: Eukaryota; Viridiplantae; Streptophyta; Magnoliopsida; Brassicales; Brassicaceae. The record is from RefSeq and is a predicted model, not a curated record.
AAAAGGUACAAAUUCUGCAUUUCCAGUCGACGCCGGCUUGUUCAUCAAUCAAUUCAUCUACUUCGCCGUCUUACACGGUGUAAAUCAAAAAUGAUGCGUUCCAUUGACGUCUACGUCAAAACCAUAGCCCCUCCCAUCCGUUCAAUUCUCUUCUCGAUCUUUACCUCUAAGCAGAAACCGCCGUCGCUUUCGCUUCCGUUACACUUCGCUUUGCGGUCGUUUUCCGAUACUCCCUCUCGAAGUUUCUCCAAUGUCCUACCGAUCUCUAAUUCUCCGGUUUACGGGAUUGGAGCAAAUCGAAACCUCGGUUAUCACUUCACUGCGAGGGCUAUCUCUUCGUCUUCGUCGACGACUGCCUCCGUCGCUUUGGUUCAGCCGCAGCAGCAGACUGAGAAUCCAACGGUGGUUGAUGAUGAGAAUCGUGGAGGCUUAGAGGUGCAACAUUCUAUUCCUGUACGAGCUUAUUUCUUCUCCACUAGCGUUGAUUUGAGAAGCUUAAUUGAGCAUAACAAACAGAACUUCAUCCCACCUACCUCGCGUAUGACUAACUAUGCUGUUCUUAAGUUCUGCAAUCAUUCUGAUCCCACUGGCACUAAUGCUGGAUGUAUAAGUGGGAGUGAGUGUAUUUACAUGGUAGUGUAUCAGUAUGGAUCGAUUGUGUUAUUUAAUGUACGGGAACACGAGGUUGAUGAGUAUCUUAAAGUGGUGGAGAGGCAUGCUUAUGGUUUGCUUCCUGAAAUGAGAAAAGAUGAGUAUGAAGUAAGAGAGGAUCCAAAUCUGAACAAAUGGAUGGAGGGAGGACUGGAUGUUAUCAUGUUGCAGUUCUUGAAUAUUGAUGGGAUCAGAACCAUAGGCAGUGUUCUGGGGCUUAGUAUUGCUCUCGAUUACUACGAAGGGCAGGUUGAUGGUAUAGUAGCAGAAUUCACUGACAUAAACCGUCGGUUGGAGAAAACAGGAACGUUUACAAUGACUAGGAAAAAGCUGUUCCAGUUAGUUGGAAGGGCUAAUUCUAAUCUGGCUGAUGUGAUUCUGAAGCUUGGUCUGUUUGAGAGGUCAGAUAUAGCUUGGAAGGAUGCGAAAUAUGGUCAGAUAUGGGAGUAUCUCAGAGAUGAAUUUGAACUGACACAGAGAUUUGGAAACCUUGAUUAUAAGCUGAAGUUUGUAGAGCACAACAUUCGUUUCCUUCAAGAAAUACUUCAGAACAGGAAAUCAACUUUCCUGGAGUGGCUAAUCAUUAUACUGAUUAGUGCAGAGAUCGCGAUUUCUAUGUAUAACUUGGCUCACACAUCCUUGUGAUUGUCUUCUGCCAUGUCUUAAGCAUAUUCAUAUUCUUUAUUAUGGUUAGAAGUUACAACUCUUCUUCACGAUGUAAAGUGAUAACAUAUCUCAUAAACAAUAAAUGAGUUUAGGAGUUAGGAUUAAGUUUGUUACAGACUCCACCGAUCUCCCUCUGCGUUUAUGCGCCUGCUUCUUUAUUGCUU